Molecule: messenger RNA, 3755 nt
Organism: Schistosoma rodhaini
Lineage: Eukaryota; Metazoa; Platyhelminthes; Trematoda; Strigeidida; Schistosomatidae
Source: the annotation of a GenBank genome assembly
GCUAAAUGUACAGAAUAUGAAAAUACAUGCGUAAACUAUGAAAAAUUAUUUACAAAAUAGGUUUUAUGGUCCUAUCUCCACAAGGUCAUAGUUAAAGCGCUAGUUUUGUCACAGCAUUCCCAGGAUUGUUUUCUAAACUAAAUGGCUUACAUUGACGUGAUUAAAUUACAUCAACUUAAGUAGUUAAAGAUGAAUCGUUUGAGAAGAACAUUCAGCUUUCGGAAACGGAAAAAGCAGAAUAAGAAUGAGGCUGGUGAUUCUUCGAAACCACAACAAUGGCUAGAUGAUGAGGUGAAAAUCAAGGAGGGAUUCUGUAGUUUUCAAGUUAAGUAUUUAGGGAAUAUUGAGGUUUACGAAUCAAGAGGAAUGCAAGUUUGUGAAGAAGCGAUUAAGGCUCUAAGAAAAUCAAAGAAACCGCAAAAAGCUGUUUUGUCUGUCAGCGGUGACGCUCUACGCGUUUCAGAUGACGUUAGUCAGCAUCUCAUCGUCGAUCAGACAAUUGAGAAAGUUUCAUUUUGUGCUCCUGAUAGAAAUCACGAGAAGGGAUUUGCAUAUAUAUGUCGUGAUGGAGCUACCCGCCGUUGGAUGUGUCACGCCUUUCUCGCCGUCAAGGAAUCCGGUGAACGGUUAUCUCAUGCUGUCGGGUGUGCUUUUGCUAUAUGUUUGGAGAAGAAACAAAGACGUGAACGAGAUGCUCUUCAGUUAGAGGCUUCAGAUGAUCGUCCAACUUUCGCUCGUGUUGGAUCGUUUCGUCCGGCUACUCUCGCUGAACGGCUACUGGAUCCUCAGUCUACUAUUGUGGUCGACCCAGUGCCAAAAUCUAAUAAUACAUCUUCAACAUCACCUACCACUAUAACUCGGGUAUCUUCACCAGUUAACCAUAUUGGAGCUAUUCCACGACCCCAUGCUAGUCCAUCAAUUAUUGAGCGACAAGGUUCACUAAGAAUAUUUCCAAAAUUACAAGAGAAUAGUCCUUUUAAAAGAGAUCUUUCAUUACGUCUUGAAGGAGUUCCUUCGAAUGUACGCCGUUUGGCUGGAAUAAUUCAAAGUGCACCUAUAGCGGAGGAACCAGACACAGAAUUUGAAUCAAAGAAACUAGGAGUAUUUGUUAAAAGUGACGAACGACCUGAAAAAAGUGAAUUAGUUACUGUAUGUUCUACAUCUAAUUGGAGCUCAUCUAUAGUAGUGGCCAGUUCAUCUUCGAACCUCCCAAUUAUGAAUGGUUUAACUGUAGUAACUCAAUCGUUUGUACCUAGUAGCCACUUUACAAGCGAUUUCAAUCUUGAUCCUAAAACAUCACAGGCAUUUAUACCUUCAGUUAUUUCAGAUCCUUUUUCUGCUGCCCCAAUCAACCCAGCUACAAUACAACGGCACUAUCAGAUGGAAUUGCAACAACAACAGCAACACCAGCAAAUAACAGGUUCUUCACUACUAAGUUCCAAAGCUCCAAUGGCUGUUGUUUCAACUAUCAGUUCUACACCGACUUCACCAUUUUUAGGCGGACCACCAAUUGCUGCUCCAACUUUAUCGAUUAAUACUUAUAAUUCUAGUCCAUGGGCAGUUACAUAUUCACAGAUGCAACCAUUUAACAAAUCUAUUAUUCAAUAUAAUUCAAAUUUACCCAGUUCUCCUACUGGUACAAUGAAUUCUCAAACAAAUCUAACUUAUCCUUCCAAUGGUGUUUUAAAAUCAGGUUCUACAAAUCCAUGGUCAUCAUCAAUGGGAUUGGUUUAUGGGAGAAACGUUAGUAAUACAAAUUGGCAAGCUUCAUCGCCAUCGUCAUUACCACCUACUCUUCUACCUCCAGAGCCUGAUUGUAUUUCGGAUCCAUUCGAUUUAGGUUGGGUGGAUAGAGCUACAGCUGGUGUAUCGAAUACAUCAAGUGGACAAGGCAUCAGUAAUCCAUUUCUAAUUGCUAAUGGAAGUGGUGAUGAUAUCCCUAAUUCAAAUGCAUCAUCUGUUCAUUAAUUAAAUCAACCAUAUGAUAAUAAUAAUUGUUAUUAUUGUAUAUAAUAUAUAUUUUUUUCUAUCAACAAAAACAGUGGGAGAAAAACCUGCUUCGUUAAUAAUCAAUAGUAAAUAGAUUUUUCAUCACUAUUAUCCUUCAUCUCUUGUCUUUUGCUAAUUUUCUUUACUCAAUACAAAGCGUACUUCAUAAGAUUUUCAAAAUAUCUAGUUCCAGAUGAGUUACAUUACAUAGCAAAGUGUAAUUUACUGAAUUUUUAAUUUUAUCAGGGUCAUAAAUGAACAACAUUAUUUUUAAAAAUGGUAGGUUGGUGUCCAUGUAUUAGCAUUCCUUCAUACACACAAGAAAUACUUCCUUUUUAUGGGUGCUGUUUUGAUUAUUUUCUCCAUUAUCAAUUAAAACAGCAAUGACAACAAUAAAGGGUGAUGGAAGCAGAUUACUAUUACAUUUUUCUUUCUUCAGUAAAAGUUUCGACAAUUUUCUUUUUAUCGAAAAAAGCGAUAGAUUCUUCUUCUGUAGUGAUGCUGUGAUCUCAAUUUUUCUUGUUUUCCUUUUGCUUCUAUUUAAGUUUUUAUUCAUCAUGCUUUGUUUUAAGAACUUAAUAACACUUUCAUAUAGUGUGAUUGUAUUUUACACAAAAUGUCCACUAUAUGCAUUACCUCUGUUAUUACCUAUUUUGUUGCAAUUGCAUGUAUUUGUGUAUUUAUCUCAUUUAUUGUUUUUCUAUUCUCUUCUACAGCUUGAUCACCCUAUUCUUUGUGCUUAUUUUACCUGUGUAUACAUCGCAUGCAUGUUCUUUCUCCUCAUUAUCCUUAUCAUCAUUUAUCCGCAUUGAUAAGCUGUUUCUUUCUUUAUGUUUCUCGCUCUCAUUUAUUUGAACAAGUUCCCAAUUUUUCUCUUUCCCUAUCGACUUACAUUCAUUUCUCUAUUUACGUUAGUAAUUUAAUACAUGCUUGAAUCUAAUAGGUCUUGUCAUAUAACAUAAUUUAUUUUUUAUCAAAAAUAAGAGUUAUUGGAUGAAAAACGAUCUCAUAUUAUUAUUGUUACUUGUGAUUUCAUCCUCUUGUUCUAUAGUUUCUCUUGGUUUUGUCAUUUUCUAUGUAUUGUUAGCUACCAUUUCUGCUAACUGUGGUGUGAUAGCCAUAACGAUGACAACGUCAAUAAUGGUAAUGGUUAAUGGGAUUAGUAAUUGUUUAUGUCACUGUUUUCCUCUUUCUAUCAUAUUUCUUGUUUCUUUAGUUCAAUGAUCUGUUUUUUUUUGUUACAAAUACUUUUGAUAAAAAAAAUACACAUAUGGACCAAAUUGCGUUUCAUUUAUGUACGUAACAUUAAUUUUCUAAAAUUUUAAAUGAUCACAUAAUUUUGUUUGAUUAAAUCGUAACAUUAUUAUUUGUGCUUAUUGCCAGUACAGUGUCCCAGUUUGAGAUACCUAAUUAAAAGAAAUUAAUUUAAUGUACUGUUGCGGACCAUUCUUUUUCUUCUUUGUAAUUUAUUCACUAAUGGCAAAUACAAAACAUUGCUUAUUCUUAUCAGAAUUAUAACACACAAAUUAGUAUUAGUGGCUUUUUUAUUAGAUAUUUCAUUUGAUGUGUGACAAGUAUAUAUGCGCCAAAUAUAAUGUAAACAAAUCUGUUUCUGUUUUUCACCCCUGUUGUAACACACCUUGUGUUGUCACACCAUAUUGUUGUUUUCACUAUUUACCCUUACUCUUGUGGAUAUAUACCAGAUCAAUUAUACAUUGAAGAUAAAUGAUGUUGACAUUACAAAUAAAAAUGAUUUUCUAUUACGG